AGGUUUCUAGCAAUGUCUGGAGAACACACGCCAAGUUUAAGCGACGAAGAAGAGGAUGACUUAGAUUGCACGAGCUCUCAGCCGCAACUCCCUGAACUCCAAGACACCUUGUCAAAAUGGACAAACUAUCUUCACGGAUGGCAAGAAAGAUGGGUGGUCUUGAGCGGCGGCACUUUGUCGUACUAUAAAUCAGAGUACGAUACAGCGUUUGGCUGUCGAGGCUCUAUGAGCGUGGCUAAAGCUACAAUUCAAGUAAGUUCGUACUUGUGGUAAGCUAAUAUCUGUAGUAUCUAUUUAGUAAAGCCGGCAUAAUAUUUAAGGUUUAGAGAUCCAAUAUAAUUGUUGCGCUAAAUUUAAACGUGACGAAGAUGAUAAGAGUUCUUGAUUUAAAAGAUAAGGCGUAUAUUCAUUUUUCACCAGGCAUAAACUUAAAUUUAUCUGAACACAUGCAUGAAGAAGUUUUGCAAUGUGUCGGCGCACGCGGUGAUGUUUUUGCUUUGGACGAAAAAAGAGGACCUUGUGGUUAAACCCUCACGUGCAUUGUUUAUAUGUUGCCUUAUGUUAACACGAGGAUUAAAAUAUUUCGUAUUUGACAUUUAACUUAGUUUUGAAUAUUAUUAAAAUGUUUUUUGUGGUAGCUACUUGUAAGCUUAAUAUUAUUCAUCUUUUCGUUCUAUGCAGAUUGCGUAGUUGCUUGUAACUCAAUGCCUUCACAUGCCGCGUGUUUGCCUCCCAUUGUUUUGAAAUUUGAGGCCCACUUGUAGAUUAGUGUAUUAUAUAUUCCCUUUUUGAACCUUAAUGGCAAAAACAACAUUAAUAUCAACCUAUUUAUUUUCAAAGGGAUCUUUUAUCUUGAAGCUACAAAAAAACGUUUCUUACUGGUAAAUAUUAUGAAAGGUUUCCUUUUCUACGAAAAUUUAUUUUUAAACCUACAGUUGUUCUCUGAGUGAAGAGGAAGUUCUUGUGAAAAAAACGAGUAAAUAAAAACUCUUUGCAUGGGAAAACUACAUGUAAAACUGACUUUAUCUGAGGAUAAUGCUAAACUUAACUCACUUAUCGCUGGAGGUUUCCUAUUUGAACAAAAUUGAAUUUUAUGUAUAAACCUACUGUUGUCCUGUUAGUGAAGUGCAAGUUCUUGAUAGAAAAGAAUAAAAAGCUUCUACAUGGGAUAAUUAAAACUAAAGAUGAUUGAAUACAGGAUGUCAGUGUCUUAAUAAAAUUUACUACUGCAGUCAGAUCUCGCCUUGAUGUUUAGUAAAGGAGGGUACAGAUCUAAGUGAAUGUCAGGUGGGACUACAUUUUGUGGCGAUUGCUAUAAAUUAAGGUGGCUAUUGUGUAUUUUCUGAAGUGUAGCUAGUGAGUCUUCCCUGUUUCCAUUAUUUAUCAUUUUGGCAACAUUCUGGUAUGCCUAUGGUCACAUUAAUCUUGGGCACUAAACUAUGCCUUGCCUGAAAUAUGAGCACAUUUUUGUCAAUUUUCAGGUUAGUAUGGAUGAUUAAAGUACUAGACAAAAUUAGUUGAUUCAAGGGUUUUCUUUAAGUUUACGUUCCCUUAAUCCCUAUACUAUGAUGUUGUUCAUGCAAGUUAUCAGCCUGAAAGUUUUAUCUUUAUUUGUAUUUAUGUAAACGAUUACUAAAGAGUUACUAAUAAGUAAUCAAAUAUAAUACUAAAAGCAGUGAACAUAUGCACUAAACAGUGUCACAGUUAAAAUAUUCAGCAUGUUCUUCUACUAUGUUUUUUUUUCCUGAAAUGUUAGAUCUCUUGUGGAAUGUGUUAUUUUCCCAAUGACUUGUAGGUCAUGUGAUGUUCUCAAGGGAUUUAACCCUAGGGUAAUAUUACAAUGUACAUGACCCACAGUGGGAACCCAAAACAUUUUAGGAGUUGACCGUAAUGCCUGGUUUCCCUUUGGCAACAAACUUUGGUUGUUGUUGAAGAUAGCUUUCUUUUCCAAAAACUUUAAACUUGAGUGCUUUUAUACUGAAUUAUACUAAUGUGCUGUGACUACUUUACAGUCCCAUUUUGUCAUUCAGCACAACUAGAAUUUAUUGAUUUUCUUGCUGGGCUAGUAAGUUUUUAAAGCUCACUUGCCCAAAUAAGCAAGGUUCUCAAAAAGUCAUUUAGAAACUAACUCAUUAAGAAAGGCGAGCAAAAUGUGUAAGAGUUUGGACAAGCUGGAAUUAAACUUUAUUUUUCUUUCAAGCCCUGCUGUCAACCUCUUGCUGAUCAGAUUCUCAAAUCCUCAAUUCCCAUGAUGUUCAAAAUCCCUAAGUUGAUAACAUUCUUUUAAUUUGUUUUUCGCAGCCCCAUGAGUUUGAUGAUUGUAGAUUUGAUGUGAGUGUCAACGAUUGUAUGUACUAUUUGAGAGCACCUGAUGCAGAAACAAGACAGAAAUGGGUGGAUGGACUUGAAGCUGUCAAGGUUGGUCAAUGAUUGCCAUAUGCAUUGUUUUAAUGAUGUAUGUGAAUAUUUAAUGUUAAAAUAAUUUGGGAGCUUAUUAAUUCACCUAUGUGAGUGUUACUUUCUUUUCAGGCUGCAGAAUCUGGUUAUGGCUCAGAGUCAAGUCUAAGGAAAGGUGGAUCAAUGCUAUCUCUAACAUCUGUUACAAGUUUAUCUACAACAGCAUCUUCUUCUUCUUUUAAGGUACUACAGCUGCAGUUGUGUAUAUUAUACAUUAACUGGUCAAAAUGGUUUUUCAAACGAGCCCUUGCUGGCUUGAGGUAAACCUCAUAAUACUUCACAAGUUUGUUGAGUUGGAAUGACAGUUAUCAGGUGUAAUGGCAAACCAUUUCUAUUUUAUUUGUGUGGUAGAAUAAAAUAACAUUAAACUCAAAGAAAUGAUUUCAACCUAGGUUGAUUCUUAGUAUUAUUAUUUUCCUUUGUCUCCUAACCCUAAUAUUACCAAAAAGAUUUUUCAUCUGCUCUGGCAAAGUUUCCUAAACCCUUAUAUAUUAUAUAUACCAUAUUUGCUAAACCCUAAUAUUCUUCAUGAUCAUGCAGGACUCGAAAUUAACUUUUUCAUUCAGGUGCCAGCUGGUGACUAAAGGAAAAAUUUUGGUGGCCAAUUCAAACUUUUUGGUCACCAGUAUAUGACUUCGAGGGAGUACGCAGUUAUGUCCGAAGAAAAUGCUAGUACACAAACAGACAUCCGUAUUUCAUCAUUUGGUGAAAACUUUUUAUCAGACUAAAAUCCUCAUACACCAAGGAGAGAUCUCCAUACAUUGUCCCUAAAAUAAAAGCUUAUUCAUUGGCUUCACUUCUUUGCAAUGUCGUGAACUACUUGUUCCGUGAUGGCAAUGUGUCAAUCAAUUUUUUCAAUCAGUUCCCUUAUUGAUACCUUUUUACUCUUCCUUUUUUUUAUCCUGUACAUUCAUUUGUACAUCAUUACUGUUGUCUCAAUGUUAUUUUCUGUAUGUCAGCUCAUUCGAACAAAGGUAUAGUCUUGAAACUCUUUAUGGGUAUUUCUGACGAAAUGAAGUCCCGAUGAUCGCCAUUAAUGAAACAACAAUCUUGGAUAUUAAGGAUCACAUGAUCGCAUUGCCAUUCCAGUAAAGUUUGACAACAUAAGUGGUAAGAUGAUAGCAAAAAAGUGUGCUGCACGUUCAGAGUUUUUGUUUUGCUUUCAUAUUUUCUUGUUUUCAUCAUCGUUGUGGUUGAUCAAGUUUGCUAGUAGCAUUACCAAGCAAAACAAUGUCUGAUAAACGAUGAUUUCAUUAAAAAACAGACAAUUUAAUGGAAAAUGCAUGAUAAAAAUGACGUCUGCAGGAACCCGUAUAGAGGCUUAACAUUAUCAUACAAGGAAAUUUAAAAAAACUACACUACGCAGAAACCUAAAAAAUACUAGACUAAUAUUGUCAAAAUGCUAGACUCUAGAAAUCAAAAGAAAGACAAUACCAAGACCAUACAACUGACGAGGUGUUGUACAUUUAUUUAUGCCUACAAACUGAUGUACAGGCCAAGGAAAUUUAAGAAGUCAAGACCAAUACUAAAUGGAGGAACUGACCUACGGUGAAAUGUACAGUUUAUAAGAGGAACGUAAGAAGAUGUGAGAUAAACAUAGUAAAAGGAACAAACUGACUUACCUUGAAAACUGUGUACAUUUCAGGUGUUGGCUUAUCUAUAUACUCUUCCCUUAACAAAAAGUAAUUUGUCUGUUGGGGGUUUGAGUUGCUGAACAAGACGGAGUGCUACUUUGUUUUUCCGUGGGGAAACACAUUGCUAUAUGAUUAGAGAUGUGAGUUAAGGGGUCAUCUUAUUGAAAUAUAAGGUGACUCACCAACUGACAACCAGGUCUUAAAAUGUAGUCGUCAUUGGCAACCAGUGAGUUGCAAUUUUAAGCCCUGUCAUGAAUAAUUAAGGCUAGGAGACAAAGAAGAUUGAGAAUCAAUAUACAUACCUAUAUGUAGGUGCCAUUCAUUUUGACCUACAACAUUUAUUUUAUAACUCUCAUUCAAGAUUUGGUUCUUACAUCCUUUUUUUAUUAUUAUUUGCAGAAAGGGAGGGGCUUGCGUGAAAAGUUGAUGGAACUGGAGACAUUUCGUGAUAUUGUUUGCCAGCAAAUAGACACCUUACAGAGCUACUUUGAUGCAUGUGCUGGUACUGGAGCAAACCACAAAUCUCAACAUGCUGAUAACCAUGACCAUGACAUCUUUGGUAGUAACGAUGGAUGUAAGUCAUAGCCUUUAAUAAAUGAAGGUUGGGAGCCCUGUUUCCGAGGGUGCUGAGCAAGCUGAGCUACCUACUUUACAGGCAACCCAGCUAUGAGCCCACAUGCCCUGACUUCCCCUCCCUGGCACCUUACACACUGAAAGUCAUCACUUCCAGUGAUGAAAAAGGACAUGAGAAAAAGAGGGAAGGUUAAGGAUGUAAUCAACUGUGAAAUGGCCAGAAAAGCACAAUGAGGCACUUGAGUAUAGUGUUGCAACUGUAAACACAUGUUAUGACACGUGCAGGAAGGGACUUGCCUGCUAGGCAGAUCAACUGUAGUGCAAGAGCUCAAAAGUGUAAGGCUAAAAUUCCACACACACUGUUUCUGUAAAAAGCUUAUGAGAAAGCUUACUCCAUAAUGUCCUUGACUUGCGUCUAGCUUUCAACAUAUAGUUGUAGGUAAUAGACUCCUUUAAUUACCAAGAACAAUCCUUUGAAAAACAGUCAAAUGAACAAUAUAUUUGAGACAAAUAUUAUCGCAUUCAAGUAGCGGUACAUUCUGGUAUUAAACAUACACCAGAGGUGAGCCAUUGUGACAUAUUGCCUUGGUACAUGUACAGUGUACAUGUAUGUUGCUCCUAAUCCAUUUUCAAACAAGCACCAAUGAAAUUUCUUUAGCUUAAGUCGCUUCUGAGGAUGAAGUCAAGCCAAAAAAAUGAGGAAGCACUGUUGCAAAUUGGGGGAGCAAUCAGAAAUGCCACUUAAAUUCUCUCUCUCUCUCUUAUUUACAACACCGGGCAAACUUAGUGUGUGUUUUUGUAUUUACUAUAUGUAAGCUGUCUGUUAAGCAAGGGCCAUUAAUGUAGAAAUCCACAGUGCCAUGCCUAUUGGCCGUUUCAGAGUUGUGUAGGGAACUGGUGCAAGUUUCAAAUUUAAACUAAUCAAUAAACUGACACCACCACAUAAAAGGUUCAGGGCGGAAAAACGUUCUGCGCAAGCUUCUGCGCAUCCUUUAUCGCAGGCUCAAGGCGGGAAUUUUCUGUGUGUUGACCAUGUUGACUGUGCUUGUUUGUUGCGAGAGUUCUGAGUGAAAUGCACGAGGUGCGAACGUCUGCUCUCUGCAAAGCAUUUUUACUUGACAUGUUUGCUUUUUUUCGUCGCUUGAAAAUUAUUUUGGAUUCAGAACAACCUUUUGUUAAAGGGAAAACCGAUCAUUCCGUCAGUCUGAGGUGGAAUAAAAGGUUUUGAACAUUUCUCAAGAGGCGAGUAUUUUUCUGAUUGUGCAUCCGAUUAAUUUAUGAGUUGAUUUCGCCGGGUUCAAUUAAAACCCGCUGGUAUUCUGUUAUUAGUAGUUACGGUUACUUUUUUUACAUCCCCAGAUUUAUUACCUUUGCAGAACCAGCUUUAUCUUUGUCUUCAGUCAAAGAACCAUAUUACUGUUAUAAUGCAUCAGAGUAAACAAACUUGUGCGCUUAUUAAACUUUCUUGGAAAUAGAAAGCCAGCAAGCUUACUCAAGAUCAUUUUUCUGUUGCUCAAGUAAUAAUAGUCAGAGUUUUUUUCAUUUUUAAUUACAUAGUUUUGUCUUCCAGUGCGCUGUGAAAGUUUCUGUUCUUUAUAAGAAUAACUUUCUGUACGCAAAUUGUCCUUUUCACUCGCUGUGAAGUAGAGAACGACAACUGCCGGCAGUGACUUCAAAACAAUUGACUCUUUUCCCGUAAACAAUUACUGCAGCUUGAUUUGACUGAGGUGAGCAAAACAAACCCUUAUGUGCAAUUUUCUGUAUUUUCUAAUGAUCGGCUGAGUUUAAUUUGCUUAAACGAAGACCCUGCAUGGACCAGUCAAGCUUAUUGAAAAUAGCUAAAUGGUGAAUCAUGGCUUGGCUGCCAAGUUGCAACUGAUCUUUCGCUUUUAAGAUCUUUAGGUAGGUUGUUUUCGUACAGAAAAUUCUUCAUUGUCAGCAAGAAGUUUUUGAAAUAAUGUAACUUUAAGUUUGUUUGAAGGAAAUCCUAUUUACACGUUGGUUUCUGACAGAUGUUAUGCGUGUUCAACUUGACAACACAAAGCAAAAUUUAUAUAUCUGCGCAAAACGAGCAAGUUUAAAGAACUAUAGUUGCUUUGAAACCGAUUUUUGGGAAGAUUUUACUAGAUUAAGAUUGACCUUUUUUCUGCCCACAUAUCAAAGCAAUAACUUCUACAUUGAGGAUUUUGUUUAUAUUUUUAAUAGUGAUCUGCGAAACUACAAGUGUCUGAUCGAGCUAGGGUUUUAAAAUAUCAGCUCGAGUGCGACAAAGUUCAGUGACUUCAAACACAUUGUGGGCAAGCAUUAAUUUUUUUGGGCAAAUCACUGUCGAAAGAUAUGCUGUUUUUGUGUCCACAGUGGAGCUCCGGACCUUAUAUAUCCAGGAACUUCCUUAUAUGAACACAUUUUGUGAAUGCAUCUUGAAAAAAAUCGGACCUACGCAUGCACAUUUCCAGUACAAUGCAAGGAAAUUAAUGUCGUUAAAGUCCGUUUUACUAUGAGGUAUUCUUCGAGAAAAUUAAGUAACGACAAGGUUAUAACCACAGCUUGCAACUUUUGAAAACAAACUGCCUGUUCUUUCCAGGUUAUGAGUGGAAAUAAUUUAUUUUUAGGCAAUAAAAUAUUUGAAAUCCCGCCUUUUUUCAAACCCGGCCAGGGGAUCUGGGCAAAAAGUUCACGCAUGCUCAAUACGUUUUUCCGCCCUGAACAUAAAAGGUCAUGUUGAGACUGGUUAUUUGACAAAGUUUGGUGCUCUAAAGUUGAACAGGGAUCAAGUUAUGACUGUUGAAACAUGGUCUGUAAUUUUGUGACAGCGUCCUCCAAAACCUGCAUAUAAAAUUUUUGAAAAUAUUUUUCAGUUUUUCUGUUAAACGGUAAAAUUCCUCCUGCAUCUACUACUUGGAAGGAACUAAUUUGAAAAUCACUAUGUUUGCCCAUUUUCAGGAAUCUCACAGAAAUCAUGAAAAAAAUUAAAAUUAAAUUAAGAGCUGGGUAGAAUUCCAUCUUACAUCAUUUUCUAGUUCACUAUAUAUCACAUAUACUGGUAACAUUACAAUCCCUCUGUAUUUCGGUAUUUACAGUGGAUCAUGAUGCAGAUGACGAAAUGGAGGAACUUUCAACUACUCCCACACCUGCCACUUUCAAUCAAGUAAUUGGUAACCGUGGCAACAGGAGAGCAACUUCCGACAGCUUUGACAAUUCAGCAGCAAAGCUCUCCAUUGCAAAUGCCAAGGGGGUUGAUUUCAGGGGGGAAUCGAUAACCUUCAAAGCUACUACUGCGGGGAUCCUAGCAACACUUCAACAUUGCAUUGAUAUCAUGAAUAAGAGAGAAGACCAUUGGCAAAGGAGAUUAGACAAGGUGCCAUUACUUCAGUGUUUCUUUUUACCAGACAAAUAGACAUGCAUGCACUGUAUUUAAUUUUCUGUAGAGCAGGGUUCCACUGUACUUCAAUAUUGGACCUUAAUUUUGACUAAUAUAAUUUAUUCAUGUUAAACAUUUGGAACCAGAGGAAAAAGUCCCGAUACAGCCUCAGUUAACGAAGGUCUAGUUUAUUGAGGUGUGACUGCCUGUAUACUUGUAAAUCUACUCUUUUUUGUUUGUUUGUAUUUUGUUGUUGUUGUUGUUUUGUUUUUCAGUAUGCUGCUUGGUUCGCAAGAUACAGUGGUGUAUAAAAGCUGUGUUUGUUUUUAUUUAGGAAAUAGAGAAACGUAAGAAGGCAGAGGCAGCAGUCAAAACAGCAGUUAUAAAUGCUAGGAAGCAAGCAUUUAUUGGAGGGCCAGACUUUGAGGUAAUCACAUUGUAUUAAUGUGUAAAUAGCUUGCAUUAAAGCAACCUCUUCAAAUCUGUGUAGGAACUUAAACUGCUGUUAUGUAUUCAGUUACCGGUACUAGAUUUUCAUAGAGAGUGUUAAUGCAUCCAGAAAUAGACUGAGCUGUAAUAUAUUGAGUAACACUUGAAUGUUCAUAAAUUGAUGUCAGGCAUUAUUUUAAUCUUUUUUGGACUAGGAAAGGUAAAGAGUCAUUUACUGAUAUUAAGUCUUAUGUAGAUUUGUUGUCAUCUAUUUGAUGCUUACAGGAAGGGCCUCACAGUGUUUUAAAUGAAGAAGAAUUUUAUGAUGCAAUAGAAGUAGCUCUUGAUCGACAGGAUGAGGUGGAUGCUUUGGUAAGACUGUCUGAUUGCUGGCGACAAGGGGAGACCGCAAUCCUAAUCUCCAGGUUGCUAUUACGCGUUUAUGGCACGUAUGUAGCCAACUUCGUUUGGACUUCCACCAAGAAUGAAUAAAGUGCACAGAACGCAAUCUGGUCAUGUGCAUUUGGACCUUCUACCACUCAUAAUCUGAUCACGCAUGGUUUAACCAUGUUUUAAACAUCUAUCACGUGAAACUCAUGCAAAUCACAGCAAUGGGGGAAAAGUAUUUUGACAUUAUCUUUGUCACCUGCACUCCCAGUACCUUUACUAGUAUACUUGUAUAAAGGACAAAACUGUCAUUUGAAGUUUCUAGAAUUGAGAGUUUUCUAGAAAUCGCCCUCCCCCAUCCACUGAAAGUAUUUGUCUAUUAUUGAAUUUGCUGUGAAAUUUAAUCAUUCAGCUACUGGGGAAUAUGUUUUGAACUAGUAACAUCUUUAUUUUGGUUGAAAUUAACAUUGCAGGAGGAUUUUCAAGGAAGUACAUUUGUGCCUCCAUCAGAACUAACUGAAGAAGAACCUGAUCACAGAUUAAAAGCAGAGGUAAAGACAUAUGCCGACAUGAACAUCAUAAUUAUCACUUUAAAGUUCAUGUUAGAAUGACAAACCUCACUGCUUACACUGUACUCUAACCCCACUCCUACCUGUACAAGUUGCCCUUUUUUCCAUUUUUUUUUUGGUAAAAUCUAAGCACUUAAGCAUGUCACAUCGGGUUUUUGUGUGAAAGGCUUCACUCAAUAAUUGUAAUUCACUCAAUUGUGUAAUUAUUACACAAAGUAAGGAAAAAAAUCACCAUUCUACAUGAUAUAAUAACUUAUUGCAAAGCGUACAUUUUCUAUUUAGUUGUUCUUAUUGUGCUGCACUGAUUUUAAUUUGUAGGUUAACAAGAAUGUCAAGGAAUGUCUCCAGAUUGUUUUAGAAAAUGUGGACGACAACUGGAACUUGGUUUACGAAGAUGGAGAAAUGAAGGUCUGGGCUGCUAUAAACUUUUAAGCUACAAGAAUGACCAACAUCACUUAGGAUAUCCUUUUUCUCGUUACAAUAUCAAUACACAAUCAAGAGAAAUUAGUUUAAGAAUAAUAUUAAUGAAAUGAUUACAAAAGGGAAAAUGCUUUGAUCAUGAAUCACAUUCUCUCAGCUAAUUGCUUAAGGAAAUCUAUCAAGUUCAGUCUGGAAAAUUUUAUGUGGAAAUUGAAUUGAGGCUUCAAUAUCAGAGAUUUCAGCUUUUUUGUCACAUGGACUUGGUUAUCUGUUGGCAUAGAUGAGAUACCAUUCUGAAAAGUUAAUUCAAACUGUUUUCAUGUUUCAGUAAUGUUACAUACGUUAAACAGUAUUCAAGAUGUUUUUCACAUGACAAGUACAAUACUAAAUUUGAAACGUUGAUCAGUUCAUGUUAAAGUCUUCGUACACUUAAAAGAUGCUGAUCAAUAAGCCUGUUACACCAUGCCCAUAAACUGCAGUAAAUCCCAUGGUGUUACCUUUUAUUUCAUAGGAUUUUUCAAAAAAAAAUUUUUGGCCUUUUGUUAUAUUUUCUUUGGUCACUAUUAGACAGGAAAGGUUAAUCUUAAGUAAUUUAUUUUGAUUUGUUAUUAGGUAUACCGUCGUGAUUAUGAAGAAGGAGGAAUUGUCCUUGAUCCUAUGAAAGCUACACAUACUGUUAAGGUAAACUUACUUCAAAACAGGAUUUAAAGCUGUCAAUCUCAUUCUCAGGGGCCUCUCGGUGGAAGAGUAGGAGAGGAACCUGGGAACAAGGUUGGUACCUCUUUGUUAAGUCUUUUGUUUUUGCCAGAUGUUGUCCAAUCUGAAACGUUGGUUCUGUUUGAAUUACAGGGUGUCACAGCAAGAGAAAUGGCCCACUACUUCUAUGACAAAGAUGUUCGCAUGGACUGGGAAUGUAUGUUGCACUGAUAUUAUUUUUUCCUGUUUCAAUAUGAUAAAUGUGGAAUAAAACCGGUGAUAAUCAGCCCUGGGAAGGCUUUUAUCCUGGGAUGAUCAUAACCGGAAUGAAAAAACGCUUCAGAACACACUACAGCAGUGCAGAUCAAAAUACAUUUUUCAUUUACUUAACAAUUUUUGAAUGAGGCUGAGUAUCUUAUGAAGAAUUAUGGAGAUCGAGGAGGGUGUUAUCGAUAACACCCUCCGAGAUCUUCAUAAUUCUUGAUAUGAUACGAAAGCCGAAUUCAAUAAUUAUUGUUCUGUUAUUCAUUCAAAAUAAUUCCUAGUUUAAACACAAAGCUAAAACAUGCUUACCUCCAUCGAUGUUAAGCUCACCUUCGAUAGUGCACGUUUAGGGUUUUUCAGCUCCGCAAAUGUUCUCCAAAUAGCAGAUGUCACCCUUCGAGUUGUGUUCUUGCUGUUCUUGCCAUGUUUUUAGCUAUAAUUUCGCCUAGUUCUUACUCUUGAAACGAGUAUCUGCCAUUUUUUGUUUUCACAACCAAAACAACUCAACCUCGUCCCCAGGUCUUCUCGGUUAACAGUGCCUUAACCUGCAAAAACGCUGCAUUUUUGGCGUCAUUUCCUCGUUAAACACAAAAUUCUUUCAAAUUUGGUCAUCAGUAACUGGUUAUGGUGAAUUAUACGUGUGCUUUUAGCCAAUCAGAAUCGGGGAAAUAUUUUGAAUGAAUGAUAAUGGUUUUUGAUUAACCUUCAAAACGUCCUUAUAAAUCGAAUUCAUGUCAAUAUAUUUGGAGGGGGGCUGAUUUAAUCGGAUGCAUUUUUUUGGUGUACAGAUAGCCUGAAACUGGGAGGGAUUUUAAGUGGUGGUGGGGGAGCAGGGCUUAUAAUUGUGGCAGUUUAUGGAAUAAAGAGAAAUACAAUGCUAUGCAUAUGACUAAGCCAAGCUGCCAUUAAUAUAAAGUUACUCUGCUUUUACUUCACAAUGCACUUGUUCAUAACUUUCUCAUUUUGUUAAACAACAUUUUUUUGUUCUUUCAAAGCUACUUUAGAGUCCACAAAGGUAUUGGAACAACUUAGUGACAGUACAUUAAUUAUACAUCAAAUUUAUAAACGAGUUUGGCCAUCCUCCCAAAGGGACACAGUGUUCCUCUCACAUAUCCGUGAGAUUUCAGCAUAUGAUGCUGGUGAGAGACAAGAGAAUGAAGUGGGCCGACCAUGGAUUGUGUGCAACUAUUCUAUAGAUCAUCCAGAUGCACCGGUAUGUAGUGGUUUUAGGUUACAUUAGCCCUUUCUACAAACCAUAAUGAGUUUUUAAACAUAAGUAAGCUUAGCUAACAAAAUUUAAGUAGUUAACAAUACUCGUUCACUUCAGAAGCUCCCCUUUACAUGUGAGCAACAACAAAAUUCUUUCCUGCUUCGUUCGUAAAGCUAUAAAGACGACUGUUAAACUCUUUUUAGACAUCAGAUGUAGCAUAAGGGACAAGAAAAGCAUUUAAUAUACACGACCAAAUUAGAUUGAUUGAUUGAUUGAUUAAUACUAUGGUGCAAGCCUGUCGUUGGAGAAUGAAAUACCAAAAUUAAGUUUGAUCAAGUGAAAUUAUAUGGUUUCAUACCCUAAAAUAGACGACUGUUAAAGAUCUUUUUUAUUUGUUCAACUUUCUUUUCGAACCGCAGUUUUACCGCAUAAUCACAGUUUAGUAUUAAAGAACCUGGUCUAACCGCGGUUUGCAGUUACCCGUUUGCGAUUCGACGUUCAAACAUAAUUUUGCUGGCUAAAGUUGUUUUGUCGAUUUUUUAGACCAACUAGGUGGAUUUUACUAAAACAAUUAUUCCUCUCACCCUCAUGGCCUCUGGCGGUUUAGGAUUAAACCUUAACCGCGGUUUGCAGUUACCGCCAUUUUGAACCAGCAUUAAAUUACGCCAUUUUGAACUAGAUGAAUGGCACUUGUUUUCAAGAUCCAAUAGGAUUUAUAAAAUUUAGCAUUUCGCCCGAAUUUGUGCCUCUGUUAAUGGAUAAAUACUUGCUCCACAAGUUUUUUGUAUCAUUACGUGGGAUGAAACAAGAAUUAUACGCUAAAAGCUUUCAGGUAAAUGACAUACGUGAAAACCUACCUCCCCACGUUGAAAACGCACGUCGUAAACCUCAGACGUGACGCGAAAGACCUGUCACGUGACCUCCAGCGGUUAGAGGUUCGCGGUAAACUCGGAUCUAAAACUUUCUGUUAGCCCAUUCGGGUUCGAGGAAUAAUUGUUAAAUAUCCCUACAUAAUACACUACAAUGACAUAUUUUAUCAAUAUCUUGCACUUUUUUAUUAGACAAACAAGUACAUUCGGGCAGUUGCCGUGGUGAGCUUAUUUUGUCAAACAUUAAUUGAACCCAGAGAAGAAGGAAUGAAGCUUAAUCGACACCACAUAUCCUGCAAAAUUACCUACACUGCCAAUGGUAAGACCAUGUUAUUAUCACUGAGUGUUAAAUGGUACAAAUAUUCAUAGGUUGGUAAAAGCGCAUCUUGAGCAGAUCCUUGUCAAAUCUUUUGUGAUAACGAGCACAUCUCAAACCUGCUGCUGUGAUGUCGAGGAUUGCAAGUUAAUGAGAGUCACGCUCUUUAAGUUCCGAGUUUUCUUGCAUUUCUGGACACAGGUGACAUUACAGAUCGACGUAAAAUUUACAAUUUUGGAAUAUUAUGAACUGAGCAAGGAUGACACAGUGGUGAAAGUACUCACCUCGCAAAACCGAAUUUACCUCGCAGGUAGCUGAUAGGAUUUUUGUAGGCCUUCAUAAAUGCGCUACACAGUCGUACGUUCAAUUUUAAGUUCAAGUUUUGAAUAGAUGCAGAGUUAAUCCAAAUUACCCACGUUUAGUUGGUAUCAGUGUUUGAUUGGAGAAAUUAAGUAUUACUCGGAUAGUAGGGCCGGACCGUGCGCGCAAAGAAAACGGAAGGAAGAGAGAAAAGAUUCAUAUAUAAAAUUGUGAUAAACCUGCAUUCCUCUUUAUUUUUUCCAUAGUUAAUCCCGGAGGCUGGGCUCCACCUUCAGUUGUACGUGCAGUUUCUAAACGAGAAUACCCGAAAUUUCUCCGUAAAAUCAGCUCUUUCUGUCAAAACGCCUGUAAGGACAAGUCCAUAACCAUGUGAAUCAGCAGUAAUCGGCCAAGCACAAUGCGUAUGAGUGCCUUGGUAAUGUAUCAGUCUUGACAGGUGGAACUAAAGGAAGCCAGUCUGGAAAUCGUUCAGUAUGGAGUUAAAUGGCAGCAAGGAAUUCAAAGCUUCUCCUUGAAGGCAGAGAAUUAAUCAAGCAUCUCAGAAUAUCAGUGGGCAAAUAAUUAUCACCUGACGUGUAAUUAUCUGCAUAUCAAUGCCGUGCCAGUAUGAUCCGCCAGGCUGAGUCCAUGGCUUUAUCGCGGCAAUGGACCAAGAGAUUUUUAAAUGUUAGAAACCAGUCCUUGUUGGCUUGCGGACAGAAUGAUUACCCUAUUUCUUCUUCAGUACUAAAAUUCAGCACCAUGUGAAUUGUGGCAGAAGAGGAAACAAUAGUUUCACAGGAAAUUAGGAUAACUUUUAGCCUCAGAGAAUUUAUUUGUUUUUCUGUGUUCCAAAUUGAAUUUCCACUUGCGACAAUUUUAGAUUUGGGGUGCAUUCGAUUGGGAAAUUUGGAUGUAGAUUAAGUUUUGAAAUGGAUAUUUCGGAUUUUGCAAUGAAACACGAAAUCCGUCACCAAGCUGGUGGAUUUCAUCUAAGAAAUCCAAUUCCUGAUUUGUUUUUUUUAGGAAAUCCGAAAUUAGGAAUUGCAAAACUUUUCUCUUGAACAGCGGACAUCCACGAAGUUCUCGUCUUUGAAAUCAGUAUUUGGUUUUCAUGUAUUAAUGUAAAUCCAAAAUCCGGAUUUCUUAAUCUAAAUCCAGAUGUCCUAGUCGAAAGCGCCCUUUACUAUUGUACAAUUGUAAUUGGAUGGUUUUACUCAGAGAUUUGUUCCACUUACUCUAAAAUUAGAGCUAAAGCAUAAUGAAAGUCACCCAAAUGAACAACUACAUAGUAGUUUUGUUUUGAAUAGCCUCACGACAUAUUUGUUUUGAAACAGCGAAGAAAUUUGUAUUAGAAUUUUCUCUUAUUUCAAGCACUCAACGGUGUUCGCAUUUUCUACGUUUCUUUUUUAUAUGCUGGGUUUGGCGAUGUAGGGGUUACUUUGAAGUCAAAUUUGCCUGUUUGGGCCAUUUAAGAGAGGAGGGGGAGUCUGUACACAGGCUACUUUUGAUUCAGAUUCUUAACCCUUUCGUCUCUUUAAAAUUCUUUUUAUACAAUGAAAUCUGCAAACUUAACUUUAUCUCCUCAUUUUUGAAAGUCCUUGGGUGCUUAUCACUUACAUGGGAAAUCCGGAAAUUGUGGUUGGAAAAUCCAAUGGUUCGUACCAUUCCUUUUGAAGAGAUUCAGCAUUUUAGGCCAUGCCAUUUUGCUACUCUUUUUUAAUCUGUUUUGCUGCUUUGAAUAUUUCAUACAUUGUAGCGGGUCGUUCUCCCACCAUGUCAAAUUUUAUAGUUUUAUUUUUUGCACUAGAUUCUUCACCCGGGUGGUUUGUGUAAUUGGUAAGCAUCCCCUGAACAAUAAAUGUACAGCUAUUUUAACGUAUAUUGUAAAUGACAAAUAACAACGAAUAUUGAAUUGAAAAAGUCGCGGUGUAAGGAAGUGCCUGUUGGUCUAUUUUCCUUGAACAGGGGAACUGAUUUCAGAUGUCAGCCAGAUUUUUAACUGAGAACCCUUUUUCGUGUUUGAUUUAGCUUCUCAAACCAGUCAAACCAUCUAUAGCUCAAAGAAACAUUCCAAAUUAUUAUUGCGUCUCAUGCAUCGCGGCUUUCUGGUGGUCUUUUUAUGAUUUGUGGACGCGUUUAAGAACAUAAUUUCAUGCCAUGAUGGAUUUCGAGAUUGUUGAGAGUUUGAGACAGGUUUACAAGGUUCCGGGCAAAUUUUUGAACGGACGAAUUUUUUACCUGUGCGACCUGUUAGCACGGAACCGUUUAAAUUUGUUACAGGAUUGCAGCACUGCUUACACGAAUCCUUCUGAUCAGGUGAAAAAUUCGCAUGGUUCUGCGGUCCAGUGCAAACAAGACGCGGAUUCGUGCAAGUUUUUGUGCGUUCAAAACUGAUUUUGCCGGACCCCUGUAAACCAGGUCUGAGAUCGUUAAUUUUAUGUUUAAAUGGGAGAAAUAUAGGUGAAAAACUGUAAGAGAUUUUUGGAAGGCAAUGGAAGAUUAAGAGGACAAUAAUAUAUUUUGAAGGUGAAAAGUUAACAUUAAUUAUAGGCGAGUAUCAUAAGCAAUAUUUAUGUAAGCUUUUUGAUAGACUGGAAGGACUGACUUCUGAGGAAAUCAAAGACAAUUAGCAAAUGAAAAAAUUGUGUUUUUAUAAUGGUGUAAACCCUGUAAUAUUAAUAAGUAUUACUGAAUAUGAAGUUAAUACUGCC
Messenger RNA from Porites lobata, 16199 nucleotides. Lineage: Eukaryota; Metazoa; Cnidaria; Anthozoa; Scleractinia; Poritidae. The record is from the annotation of a GenBank genome assembly.